Molecule: messenger RNA, 2551 nt
Organism: Schistosoma haematobium
Lineage: Eukaryota; Metazoa; Platyhelminthes; Trematoda; Strigeidida; Schistosomatidae
Gene: PLXDC2
Product: Plexin domain-containing protein 2
Exons: 11
Coding region: 1122-2465 (447 amino acids)
Source: RefSeq, a predicted model, not a curated record
GGUUUAUAUGAAAUGGAUUUUGAUUAUCGUCAUUUGUACGAGAUUUGACCUUUUAUUCAGUAAAAUCCUUUGUUUUAAUUGUCGGUAAACUGAAAAACCUAUAAACUUCAUGUGACAGACUACACGAGUUUUCGAUAGCAUCGAUGAUUUAGAAAUAUCAAGUUGAGAUGAUUUGUUCAGCGUUUCACCGUAUUUUUCUCAAUAUCAAGAAGCUUUUAAAACUCUGAUUGUAGUUUGUGAAACUAACUGUGGUAGGUUUUCGAGUUUAAGAUACGUAAAAGUAUAGCUUCACCUAUUCAGAUGUAUUUCCAAUCUCAGGAUGAUAAGCUCACCUAGCUAUUCAAUGAACGUCAACAGAAUGAGUAUUCUCUUACAAAUUUAGCAUUACCAGUUACUUUAACAAAUUUUAAAAGUAUGAUGAGAAGACAUAGGUAAUCUCGAAAUCCAGUUUUACUUGUGUAAUACACUUCGAAUGAUCUCGUCACCAAUGUAACAUUAUGCAUGAAAUUUGCGAAGGUAAAUAAAUACACUAUAGAAGUUAGAAAUUUGAGGGAAAAGAAGGAAUUAUUAUGGAAAGAACAAGAAUUUGUUACAUUACAAUAUACAUUGAAUUUCAUUAAAGUUAACCAAAUCAGUGUCGUUGAUAUACAAAGUAAUAUAUGUCAAGUCACUGUUGUUAGUAACGGGAUUUUAAUUCUAAUCAACUCUCUUUGAUACUUAGGGAACUUCGGUAACAUCAAUCUAUAUCAAGAUUAUAUAAUUAGGCUUACAUAAUACAAUAACUUUACUAACAAAAACUAACUCCUGAUAAUAACUAUAACCCUCACUCUUACUUUUACAAUGACAUCAACCCUACUGUCUUACAACAUAACUGAACUAUAUGAAGGUAUUUAUUUCUGGACUAUUGUCUCAACAAACAACUUUUUUUAUACAUUUUCGAAUAAAUCACUGUUAAUGAUGAAUUUAUUUGGUGCAAAAUUAUUCAUUUACUGCAACAACAAAAAAAAUUCGGUUUUAUUAUUGGUCACAUUCAAUGAUCCAAUCGCAGUGUAUCACAAACAAGCACAGUUUACUGAAUUAUCUCAAACACUGAUAUCUAUGGUACUUAUCAAAGUAUUUGAAUGAUUAGGAUUUUAUUUAUUAAUUACCUUACUCCAUCAAAUCUAAUGUUUCAUGGUUCAAUGUAUUCAAUAUUAAUUGUAUAUUUACACUGUUAUGAAUAUUCACUGGUUAACCUGUUAACCACAGACCAUAUGAUCAAUGAAUUCAUAAGUGAUAACACUGAAGAAUAUGGAAAGUUGAUUUGGGGAAAUGAAUCCUACAGACAAUCUUAUCAUUAUUAUUAUACACAAUUGAUUAGAGUCGAUCAGUUGUCUCCAGUUCUAUUUAAUCAAUUUAAUAAAAGUUUAAUUCCUGCAAUAUCAUAUCUGGGUGUGAGUACUUUAUUCCCAAUAAAAUAUUAUGGUAUGCAAUAUGAUUCUGUGAAUAUACUAUCUAAAGGAAUCGUCGGUAUUGGAAAAUCAUUUCGUCAUUCCGGAGCAAUGAAAAAAAUUGAAGUUUUUAAUGGGAUGGAUAAAGAUGGUGGAGUGGAGAUAAUGAAUACUAACAAAUUUUUGGCUAUCAAAUGGAUUAAUUUAAGUAUUUCUACUUUACAUGAUGAUGAGCCGGAAGAGUAUGCCAUAGUGGCUUGCAUUAUAUACUCCAAUGGAAAUAUAUCAGUUUACUUUGAGAAGAUACCAACAGAAUUUGGAAACAAUGGAGGAAAAAUAAGUAUUACAGAUGGUUAUGAUUAUGCUACAUAUAAUGCAACUGGACUAUACAUCAUUAAAACUUCGUACAGUAAUAUUAAAACUCCGAAAAUCAUGAUAAGAUCUGGGACGUUGGUUGAAUUCGCCCCAAAUACAAUUUGUUCAGAGCAAAAAAUUUGUGAGACAUGUAUUAAAGCAUCCACUUUAAAUGAAAAAUGUUACUGGUGUCCAAUUGUCAAUAAAUGUAGUCAUGGAUUUGAUAUCCACAGGCCAAUAUGGAUGUUAAAAAACUGUUAUAUUAAAAACACUACAAAGUGUCAAGUGUCAACCACUUCAGUGUACAAACAGGAGCAUGGUCUGAGCAACAUGCGAACCACUGAGUAUUAUUCAAACAUUUUCCCUAACUACAGCUUUACAAACUAUGCAAAAACAACUCUUGAACUAUCAACAACAAAUUCAUUAAACUCUAAAACCACAAAAAAUGGAUUUCUGACUAACCAACUUCCAUCAUUUAUUUGGAAUUAUAGGAACCUAGACAAAAGUGGUAUCAGUCUCCCUUUAUACUCGUUCAUUUUAAUGCCAACUGCAUUAGCGGUCCUUUUUCUAAGUCUAAUGUGUGCUCUGUGGUUAUGUGUAUAUAAAAGAUCAAAAAAGAAAAAGAAAAGAAAAAUUCCAUACAAAAAUGAAUCAAUUUCACAAUCCAAUCAGUUUAAAUGAAUCAGAUACUGAUGUAAUUUUGUUCUAAUCCAAAAGAAUCCAGUAACCACUAUUUGAUUGAUCGUAAAUAUAGUUUUUUUUUUUAA